Messenger RNA from Physcomitrium patens, 2690 nucleotides. The record is from RefSeq and is a predicted model, not a curated record. NCBI's taxonomy places the organism in Eukaryota, Viridiplantae, Streptophyta, Bryopsida, Funariales, Funariaceae.
AUUUAAGUGUCCAGCAUGAAGCGGGAGUAGUGAGUCCCCAGUGGCCAGGCCCUGAGUUCGUUCAUAUGGCACCUGCCGUGGUACCAGAAGCUCCAAUGCAGUACAUAAUCGUCCGAUUCCACUGGCACUUCCUCUGACGGGAUCUUCGACUGUCUUUGGCCACGUCCGCUGAGCAUAGUCCGUCUCAAGCAUUUUCCGCGGUGGGCUCCGUGAUGCCGUGACCGCCAUCGUUGCAACCACCAAAGUCCUUCGCCAACUUGGCAUUUUGUGAAUAUAGAUACGAGAGCCGGCAAGUGCAUUUAAGUUGUGUUAAUCUACAUCUAGUACUGUUGAUGGAUUGUUGGGUAUUUAUAUACAGUGAUAGAUGGAGGUUGUGGAGUGGUGACAAGUGUAUUACGAAACUCACAAGUCAAGUUGCUCAAGCAGUGUCGGUUAAGUGGCGGUCGUGAGCUGUGGCUGGAAGCUUCGACCAUAGUAGACUUCGACUUCAUAUCUCUGAGCAGGCGCGUUUUCGGCAGUACAUAUCAUAGAUUUUGCAAAAUCAGAGUAUAAACCCAGGAACUCGUUCUAAGCUCAAUCGGAGUGGACUGAGACCUGCAGGCGUUAGCUCGACUGCGUGAAAUAACGUGAUUUCAGGUGUUGCGCUCUUGGCAUGCAAGCCACCCAUUAUGGAGGUUGGCCGUGUGUCGGUUCGUGUGAAACCAGCUGAAACUGUAUUGUUGAACAAGUCGUUUUGAGUUUAUUUCAGGAUUCGGGGUGUGUUGAAGUUCGUGGUUCAACAGCAAAGUGGAGCUUUAAAAUCAAGGGGUUCAUAUCCGAGGCUGUUGUGUAGUUGUAGCCCUGUUAGGCGCUCUCAAAGAGCGGCAUCUGAUGACACCUGUGCCCUUAAGCUCCGUGCCAUUGAUAUCAAGCUUUGCGGAGCACCAAAUUUCCCCAAUGGAAACUAGGAAGGAGUCCGAGUUUGUCAGAGAGCUCAUCAGGAGACAAGUAGCUCCGAAGGGGGCGUCUUCGGAGACAGGGAGGAAAGCUCUGGAAGACAAGCUUGUACUGACAAUGGAGGAGAUCAGCAAGCACAAGAGCGAAACGGAUGCAUGGGUUGUGGUUGACGGAGUUGUUUAUGACAUCACCCGAUUUGUGGACACUCAUCCCGGCGGUGUAGAGGUAAUCUACCAGCAUUUGCAUAUGAGUGACGUCGGCAAGUUGAUGCGAGGCGAAGAGGGCGACUCUCCCGACUCUCAUCCUCAUAGCAAAUACGCCUUCCGUAUGCUCCAACAGUAUCGCAUCGGCCGUGUUGGUGAUUACAGGAGUGGUGAUGAUACGGCGCAUUCAAACCGUGGCAGCGAGGAAAGCAAAUACGUUGUGGAUCUCAAUAAGCCCCUCGUCUUCCAGGUUGGGAAAUUGGGUGCUGACUACGAUCGAUGGGUGCACGACCCCGUGGUGCAGAAGGAGCCUCCUCGGUUUUUUGAAAGUGAUAUUGCUGAGUUCUUUACACGAACAGCAUGGUGGGUAAUACCAGCAGUAUGGGGACCUUUGGUGAUAUAUCUCGCAGUCCUCGCCCACAAAGGCGGACUAUGGCUAUCUACUGCACCUUUCGUCAUGGCCAUCGGAGCAUUUAUAUGGACGUUUAUUGAGUACUUGUUGCACCGCUAUGUUUUUCACAUGAAAACGACUGGCAAGUGGUCAUGUACCGCACAUUACUUUCUACAUGGCUUUCAUCAUAAGCAUCCGAUGGACGGAACGCGUCUUGUAUUUCCACCUGCUGUCACUGGAAUUCUCGUUAUUAUUAUCUGGUACCUGACCGAGCCGCUGGUGCUGCUUCUUGGGAGGCCGGUGAAGCUGAGCUUGUUCAGUGGCGGACUGCUAAUGUACAUCGCUUAUGACCUCACACACUACUUCCUCCACUUCGGCACUCCUCACAACGAACUAGCACGAUCGCUGAAGAGAUCUCACUUGAACCAUCACUUCAGAAACGAGCAUUAUUCUUUUGGGGUCACCUCCCAUUUCUGGGACACAGUCUUCGACACUGCUCCGCAGUAUAUGAAAAAUCUGUUACCAGAUAUACAGUGAUCCAUGAAACCUCGGAGUCCAUUUUCUUCGCUGUUAAUGUCGAUGUAGAUUAGCAAAUUUGGAGGCAUUCGUUCAUUGUGCACAGCCGCCAUUCUAAGGUGUCCCUCUUCAACCUGCUGAAAAUGGAAGUUCACGUAAUGGCUAGUGUUUUCAAACGUCUGUUUAGCUUGUAAAAUUCACUUGCAGGAAACGUUAUAGAAGUUGACUAGUUACUCACCCGGAUGGACCAAGAUUGAAUUUAUGAUCUUAGUCCUGGGUCAGUUUAACUGCUUGUAGAAAAAAACAUGAGACAAUUCGCUUUUUGCUAAGCACCAGAAAGCUGUAUCUUUCUUGUUAGUUGUGAAGACACGACUCACAUGAACACACACUGAAAAAGAUAGGACUUUCGGUCGUGCGUAUGAGCACAAGAGUGUCUUUAGUUGAGAGUCUUCUGCUUAUUGGUCAUAGUCUGAAGGAAGAUGAUCUAAAUAAACAAAAACAAAAGUUUGAGGGGUACCCACAUUCAGAAACUCAUUUUGAAAGCAUCAUGAAAAUUUCUGUCCUGGUGAAGAAAAGUUGUUAUUUGGAAGUUUUGACUUAUGGAGAUAAUAUAAUGCAUCACAUGCAUCGCAUGUACCAAAUCA